AUGACGUUUAGUGGAAACCACUCGGAGGCACUAAAAAACCGACCUCUUUUCCCCUGGGUUAGGAUGGGGAUGCUCUCCGGUCGACAGCCCAAGGGCAGGGUCAAGCCGAAUAUCAAGUGGCUAGCAGGUAAGAGGGUGGAUUUAGAGAUGUCUUUGAGUACUACAUCCACCGGACCCGUUCUACCACCACCGCUCGCUACACUUCCGCUCACACUGCCUCCAACAACACCGACCACGCAUAAUCUGCCAGUGCUACAUGGCAACAUGGCGAGUUCUACGGACCAGCUUGCCCUCACCAAAACCAAUCGUGCCCAGGCGGUAUCUACCUCUACUCGACAAGCGGUGCCUGCGUUCCUCAACAAGCUGUACAACAUGGUGAGCAAUCCCGAAACGGAUGAGCUUGUGCGAUGGUCCGAAGAGGGGGAUUCAUUUUAUAUCCCCAGCCAUGAGCGACUUAGCAAGGAGCUCUUGCCUCGGUUUUUCAAACACGGAAACUUUUCGUCUUUUGUUCGCCAACUGAACAUGUAUGGCUUUCAUAAGGUCCCCCAUCUUCAGCAAGGUGUUCUCCAAAACAGCACCGAGACAGAGCUCUGGCAGUUUCAGAAUCCCCACUUCCAACGUGGUCAACCCGAUCUACUAUGUCUCAUUACUCGCAAGAAGACUGGUGGCAACGCUGAGGGAAGUGUCAACGUGGAAGAUAUUCAGCACAGCAACCACGCGAUCGGUCCUACUACCAGUGCCAAUCAGUCGUCUGGACCACUCGACAUGACCGUGCUAACUUCAUCUUUAUCUGCUAUCAAGAAGCACCAAACGUCGCUGUCGGCUGAGCUCAAAUCUCUCCAGGAAUCGAAUCAGCAUCUAUGGAACGAGGCGCUCGCCGCUCGGGAUCGACACAAGAAGCAUCAGGACACGAUUAAUAAGAUCCUCAAAUUUCUUGCCAGCGUAUUUGGAAACGGAGCAAACGGCGCCACGCCUUCGGGCCCAGGGGGAAACUCCAGUCCAGGUCGAGACGGAAGAGCAAGUCCUGGUGCACUGGUGCCACGAAAGCGUCCCCGUCUGAUGAUCGAAAACGGCAGCGCUGAUGACGAUGACGACGAUGACAUUCAUUUCGCAAUCCCGUCACCUAACAUCUCGAUGCAGGACGACCACGAAAUGUUGGAGGGCCGGAUAAGCGAAGCCCCAACUGAGAUGGCGCCGUCUCCCGCACCGAACGGUGAGCAACUUGCUACAGUUGCAAAAGCCGAGCCGCCUCCUACGCCCGGCCUGAGCUCCCUGCCACCUACCCCUAUUGGAAUUCCAACGUCAUCUCAGAACCCGUCGACUACUGCCACCAUUCCAAUGAACACUCUCGCCCGGCGCUCGCCUAUUCAGAGCACCAACAUCACCCCUCCUCAAGAUUCUGUUUCUAGUGACCAACCCAGCGAUACCCCUGAAUCUCUUUUUGGUCAAGGAAACGAACAUGCGCAGGACCAAAUGUACCAAGAGGCCAUUUCGAAACUCCUCAGCUCCCCGAAUACUCUCCAACGUAUUCUCGCUUCGAUUUCGAGUCAAGGGCCAGACGGCCAUAACUCUGCUGGAUUCUCCGACUCACAAUCUGAACUCGCACCUUACUACGGGGGGUUGAUGAAUAUGAACCUCGAUGUACCUCAUGAUCCAGCCAUUCCAUACAACGCCGCAAGGUUAGAUCAAGCUACCGAAUCGUUGGGUGAAGAGAUAGACAACGUCAACCAAGACAUCAAUUCUCUGAUGCGUGAAUGGGGCAUCUCUCCGGAGGUGUUGCAGGAACAACGGUCGGACGGCAGUGCGAAUAAUGUUAUAGGUGUCGACGGAUUUAGCACUCAACCUAACCUGACCGUUAAUGGAUUUGUACCUUCCAACUCUGCCUUUAUGCCCAACGGCAGCUUCCCUAAUCCCAAUGGUAAUAUACUCCCAGACAGCUCCGUCCCGUAUGCCAGCAUCGCGGCUGAAGGAGAUCAUGCGGUUGAUAUCGAUAGCUUCCUGAACCAGUUCGACUUUCCUGACAGCGCUAACGCUCCCUCUGACGGCGGACCAUCCACAGGAGGCUCUUUUCCCGUCUCCCUUCCUGCCGAGUUCGAUCUAGAAAACCCGGGUGCACAGCCAGCGGCGUUCUUGGACGAGGUACCUCCUGUGCCGAGCACCGCUUCCGAUACAUCUCUCUCCCCUGUAAUUCCGCUUUUGGAUGACUUUGGCGGGGCGUCGGGUGUGGGUGUUAAUGGGGUAGGACUGGGUGGGAGACAAACGUCCCCCGCGAGAUUCACGACCGCAGCGACGAAUGGGAUAGCGCCUGUCACUUCAGUAAACCAUGUACCGGUUGCUCCAGCCAUCGCUACUGCUACUGCUACCGCCGCCACUCCUUCUAAACGCGGAAGAAAACGUCGCAGCGUAACCCUCGAAGGUUCCAUAGACGAACCAACACUUACACCUACCACUCGUUCGACCCGCAACAAUAAAUAA
Messenger RNA from Rhizoctonia solani, 2475 nucleotides. Its product is annotated as HSF-type DNA-binding domain protein. The transcript has 5 exons. The record is from RefSeq and is a predicted model, not a curated record. The coding region runs from base 1 to 2475 and encodes 824 amino acids. Gene Ontology annotation, molecular function: DNA-binding transcription factor activity; sequence-specific DNA binding. Gene Ontology annotation, biological process: regulation of DNA-templated transcription. Lineage: Eukaryota; Fungi; Basidiomycota; Agaricomycetes; Cantharellales; Ceratobasidiaceae.